CGCUCUGUUGUGUGGUCGUGUGUGCGGUUGUUUGCGUUUUAUUGUUCUUGCGUUUCUGUGUGUAUUAAUUGUUUACAUAUAGGCUGUUCACAAACUGUCUUUGUCUACCGCUGCAGACCACAUUACUUAAAAUGUAAAAAUAUUGAAUGUUGCAUAAAAAGUAUAAAAAAAUAAUUCAAGUUAAAUGUGUUAACAGUUAUUUAAAAUAGUUUGUCUUUUUUUGUGUCCACUGACUCGUCCUGUAUAAAAAGAGUGAAAUUGCCAAGAGCAAAACCAGCAACAACUACUACAAUAUUUCUGUGUGUUGUUCGCAUGAAAAAGCCGCAAUAAUCCAAUUGAGGUUGUUGGUGUUCGUCGGUCAGGCAGGCAGAGGCAGACAGGCGGACAACGCAACGUCACGCCACGCAACCAAAACUCAAAGCCCACCAAAUCCGAAGGGUGGCCCCAAACAGGGACCAACAGCGGCACCCAAUACCAGCAAAACCGUUGCCACUUAACACCCAUCCCAUCCAGAGUCAUGCUACCGAUGCGGGUGAAGCUGCCGGCGUUGGUGCCACUGUUUGUGCUGUUCGCUGCGUGUGCCGUGCAGCAAAUAUCCUGCGAUUACGAGAAUACAUGGAAUUUUUACUACGAGCAGCCCUGUUGCGCCGGCAAUGAGCAGACGCAUUACGCCAAGCACAAGAGAGAUCAUGUGCGUGAAUUUACUUGUGGAAAGCUCUAUUAUCGCACAUUUCACUUGAGUGAAGAGCGGGAUUCGCUUUACGUGGGAGCAAUGGAUCGCGUAUUCCGUUUGAACCUGCAGAAUAUAUCCGCUUCUUAUUGUGAUCGUGAUGUCAUCAACUUGGAGCCCACGCGCGACGAUGUAGUCAGUUGCGUAUCGAAAGGAAAAAGUCAGGUUUUCGAUUGCAAGAAUCAUGUGCGCGUUAUACAAUCCAUGCAACAGGGUGACCGACUCUACGUUUGUGGCACAAAUGCGCACAAUCCCAAGGAUUAUGUCAUCUAUUCGAACUUAACCCAUUUGCCACGUUCUGAAUACGUGAUCGGUGUGGGUCAGGGAAUUGCGAAAUGUCCUUAUGAUCCGCUUGAUAAUUCGACGGCAAUUUAUGUGGAGGAUGGCAAUCCGGGAGGAUUACCUGGCUUGUACUCGGGCACCAAUGCGGAAUUCACAAAAGCGGAUACUGUGAUCUUUCGCACAGAUUUGUAUAAUAUUUCGGCAAAGCGCUUGGAAUACAAAUUCAAGCGCACGCUCAAAUAUGAUUCCAAGUGGCUGGACAAACCGAACUUUGUGGGCUCCUUCGACAUUGGAGAGUACGUGUAUUUCUUCUUCCGGGAGACGGCCGUGGAGUACAUUAAUUGCGGCAAGGCGGUCUAUUCGCGCAUCGCACGCGUUUGCAAAAAGGAUGUGGGCGGCAAAAAUCUUCUUGCGCACAAUUGGGCCACGUAUCUGAAGGCCCGUCUCAACUGUAGCAUCUCCGGCGAAUUCCCCUUCUACUUCAAUGAGAUACAAUCGGUUUAUCAGCUGCCCUCAGACAAGACGCGCUUCUAUGCGACGUUUACAACAAGCACCAACGGAUUGAUCGGUUCGGCUGUAUGCAGUUUUCACAUUAACGAGGUGCAGGCAGCCUUUAAUGGCAAAUUUAAGGAGCAGUCCUCGUCCAAUUCGGCCUGGCUGCCGGUGCUGAACUCGCGCGUGCCCGAACCAAGGCCCGGCACAUGUGUCAACGAUACCUCAAAUCUGCCCGACACUGUGCUGAACUUCAUUCGGUCGCAUCCACUUAUGGACAAAGCCGUAAAUCACGAGCACAACAAUCCAGUCUAUUAUAAAAGGGAUUUGGUUUUCACAAAGCUCGUUGUUGACAAAAUAAAAAUCGACAUAUUAAAUCAAGAGUAUACCGUCUAUUAUGUGGGCACCAAUCUGGGUCGCAUCUACAAAAUCGUGCAGUAUUACCGCAAUGGCGAAUCACUGUCCAAACUGCUGGACAUCUUCGAGGUGGCGCCCAACGAGGCCAUACAGGUAAUGGAAAUCAGCCAGACACGUAAAUCGCUGUACAUUGGAACAGAUCAUCGCAUAAAACAAAUCGAUUUGGCAAUGUGUAAUCGACGUUAUGACAACUGCUUCCGUUGUGUGCGUGAUCCUUACUGCGGAUGGGACAAGGAGGCGAACACGUGCCGUCCAUAUGAAUUGGAUCUGUUGCAGGAUGUGGCCAAUGAGACGAGCGACAUUUGCGACUCGAGCGUGCUGAAGAAGAAAAUAGUUGUCACCUACGGCCAGAGUGUGCACCUAGGUUGCUUUGUCAAAAUACCCGAGGUGCUGAAAAACGAGCAGGUCACAUGGUACCAUCACUCCAAGGAUAAAGGACGGUACGAGAUCAAGUACAGUCCCACCAAAUACAUCGAGACCACGGAAAGGGGCCUAGUUGUGGUUUCGGUGAAUGAGGCUGAUGGCGGGCGGUACGAUUGCCAUUUGGGAGGUUCGUUGCUUUGCAGCUACAACAUAACCGUCGAUGCCCAUAGAUGCACGCCGCCUAACAAAAGCAAUGACUAUCAGAAAAUCUAUUCGGAUUGGUGUCACGAAUUCGAGAAGUACAAAACUGCCAUGAAAUCCUGGGAAAAGAAACAAGCGCAAUGCUCGACACGUCAGAACUUUAGCAGCAAUCAGCACCCAAAUGAGAUAUUUCGCAAGAACAAUGUCUGAUAUCACGAACAACAAAAGUAUGGGAUAACAAUCAUCAGCAGCACGCCACCGGCAACGUCCAUGAAACUUUUUCAAUAAUUUGUAUUUUGUGAAGAGCAGCAGGAGCAGCACCAGCUACAGAGCCAACUGAAAGUUCCCCCAAAAAAAAAACAAAAAACAGAGCAAACGGCAAAUCAAAACUCGAACAGCCUAAUUUUAAACUCACUUGACGACCACAGGAACCACGCCCAUGAUACGUGUACAGCAUCCAAUUGGCGCUGAACUGAUAGCAUUAAGCACUAAGCAUUCACUAUACAACCAACGAACACGCAUACAUACACACACCAACACACCUACACACCUUCAUACAUCUACAUACAUAAAUGCAACUUCCUAAUAUACUCGUACAAGGCACUUUUGAAUAGAAAAAGAAAACAAAAACUUGUUAAACUUUUUGGUAGUUUAGCGCAUACCUACAUGCAUACACCCAUCCAUACAUACAUACAUACAGACAUGCAUGCAUACAUGUACACAUAUAUGCAUUCAUACUUGUAUACAUAUUUACCGUAGCAUAUGAAUAAAUACUUCCAAUACAGUGCAUUUAUUAGCUGGCAUUUAUUAUACAUAUAUGCAUAUUUGUAAUCUGAGCGCUACGAAUGCGCCAUCAGGUUGUAAUAAAUUUAAAGAAAAAAAUCAUAGACAUACAUACAUACAAGUAUAUACCGCAUAAAUGAAAUCCAUAACAAAAAGAACAAAUAGCUAGCAAGUUACAAGAAUUUUAACAAUCAGCUAACACUCGAAACAUGCAAACAAAACAAAAUCACUUCAUAUCGUUAUUAUAAAAUAAAAAUAAAAAACUAAAUGUAAUGCAUACCAUAUAUAUAAGCAUUU
This is a messenger RNA of Scaptodrosophila lebanonensis, 3565 nucleotides long. It is a transcript of the gene Sema2a, whose product is annotated as semaphorin-2A. The record is from RefSeq and is a predicted model, not a curated record. Bases 518 to 2695 code for a protein of 725 amino acids. Gene Ontology annotation, biological process: semaphorin-plexin signaling pathway; positive regulation of cell migration; negative chemotaxis. The transcript has 15 exons. NCBI's taxonomy places the organism in Eukaryota, Metazoa, Arthropoda, Insecta, Diptera, Drosophilidae. Gene Ontology annotation, molecular function: chemorepellent activity; semaphorin receptor binding.